UCAGACCUGCUUUGGGUUUUUUUUCUCGGCAUGGCGCAGCAUCCAGAGCUCAUAAACACAGCAACACUGCCAAUCCCGUUUACGUGUCUAAAGCCAGAGGGAUAUGAUAGCACUGGAUCGGAGGUGUUUCUGUACUUCAACAGAAUGAGGUCGACGGGCUGAUUUUAACACCCUAGGUGAGUUCUGGAUGUGUCCAACUAUCCAUCCUUAGGAGCCCCUAAAAGUCCCUUAAUCUCUGUCUUCUCAAGUGCCAAAUUUACGUACUUAACAGUCGGUUAAGAAUGCCGGACCUUGUACUACUCCAAGUUCUCUUGUUGGUUGGGGCAUGUUUAUCCACUUGGGCUAUCCCAUUAAAGAGCACCUCCUCGCCACAGGAAAGACGCUGUGAUAGAAUAGAGCAACGAUCAAGAGACACCAAUGAACAUCCAGCAAGCCACCACGAUGAAAAGAUGUGUAUAAUCUCUUCCAUACACCUGGCCUCUUCCCCUCUUGUACAAGAACCUAGAGGAACAGCAGAUGUCUUAUCCAGUGGCAAGCACGAAGAGAUGAAGAUCGCAGUGACAGAUGCCAUCCUGGGACACGUUAGACAGAUAGAGUUGUUUCGGAGGAGUGCUAAAUCUUAUACACAAUACCAUGAAGAAAGCACUGGACCUACUGAUGAGAGUUCAGCUGAGGAAAAGAAUCAGAAGUUUUUACCUGCAUCUCCAUAUGAAUCAUUUUCUCUUGUGGAUCAUACAGUGGGACCUGGAAAUGAAAAUACAGAGAAGGAGCCACCCACAUCUCCAGAGAGUUAUGCUGAGCAGAAAGUUGGGCCAUCUAUAUUGCCAAUACAGCUGAGGACAGACAGACCUGCACAGACACAAGUUACACUGGGACACAGUGACUACAUCAGCUUACGUUACAGUGAUAUCGAAGAAGAUAAGGGGACUGUACAGCCUCUAACAAAACCUCGCCCAGUGAAACAGGACGGAGGAUGGGAGGUAAAGACGAUCAAGAACCAAUUUGAUGAGCUAAAGAGUUCGAGAGAAAUCUCAACUCAACCCCCGUUCUCUGCCCAUGCCUCUGUGAGCCAGCCUCCCAGGAACAUCAACUCAGCUGUUACAUCUCUAACCACUUCAGGCGGUUACGAUGGACAGACUGGAGGAUCUACACAGGACAAAGACAGAGCAGCAGAGAUAAACUUGUUUACAGCUGCAGAACAAGAUAAAGAAUUGGUACCUGGACUACUGCAGCCUGACCUGACCCUCAGUUCCAGACUGGCAGAGCUUGGAGUCACCUGGACAGAACCAGUUCAUUUACAAGGAGUAGAAGAAGCGAGUGUCUUGCCCUUGUUACAGGAAGUGGGCACAGACGCAACCAUGUCUUCUGAAGACCUCCCUUUGAUCUUUGAUGAUGUCACACCAUCCAGUAGUUCAGCGCUGGCAUCCGAGCUGUCUGUCGCCAUGGUGCCCGCAAGGGGAAUGCUCGGAGAGACAGAGCUAGAGCAAACACUCUCCAUGGAUACAGACCAGAGUCCUCAUCAGUCUUUUCCAGGGCCCUCGGAUUGGCCUUCACCAUGGCAGAUGUCAGGUGCCGAGAACUCGGAUACUGUCUCAUCAUCUCAAAUGCUAAUCAGCAGGCCUUUCUCUGAAGCAGACGUGGAGCGUAAUGAGAGGACAGAGAGGCUACAGAAUACAGAUAUCCUAACAACGUCUGUGGAUGUGCUUCGUUUGUCACCUUCUCCUGUGCUAGCCACCACUCAGAAGGUUGCAGACAUCAAGACGACUCACUCCGCAGUGUUGAAGCCAAUGUCAGGGCUGGAGGAACUGGAAUCUCAAGAGAAUGAGGAUGAAGAGGAUGAAUAUGCAGAUGACUCUGAGGAGGAGGAAGAGGAGAGUGAAGAAGAGUUGACUGAGGUUCCUGUGCAUUCUCCUACACAUCCUCCUUACAUCCUCAUUCCUCCUCCUCCGGUAUGGGGGCAGAGGAACCAAGGCCUCAUACGCAGCUGGGUUAAGCUGAUCCGAGAGAAGGCUGGCUAUGUUUCCGGGAUGUUGGCACCUGUGGGUAUUGGUAUAGCUGGGGCACUUCUUAUUGUCGGAGCCCUUUAUGGCAUCAGGAUGAUCCAUCGCAAGAGGAGGAACAGCUUGAAGCACCAGAGGAGAAAGCAAACUACAGAAGUUAGAAGUGGACCAGACCAAGCAAUGCUACUAGCUGAUAGCUCUGAAGAUGAAUUUUAAAUCCCUCAAAGAAGAAUAUCCAUCCCCACGAUCAUUUUAUAAAGGCUUCAGCCCUCUCACAAUACAACAAAGUCCUAACAACGCUUUUUUUUGGAAAAACGUCAGUAUGUGAAGUUAAUCUCGCACAUUUUACUAUGUUUAAUGUCACUCAAACAUCAGCAGAUUUCUAUGGGUUAAUAUCUCUGCAAAUAAUUGAAGUGCCAGUUUGGCCAAACAAUUUCUCAAUUUGGCCCCAGAUGUAGUAGUCCAUCAGCCAAGAAAUGCCUGCAGGUCCCCCAAGUGGUGCAACAGAAAAGCAUUUGCCCUAUCAUUAGGAGAUUACAAGUUCCAGACAAUGCAAGUUCCAGACAAUGCCUCAGCCAUUGUCCAAAAAACCAGAAUUGGCCAUGGGGAGGGAGGUGUGGCAUAUUCUCUCUCCCCAUUCUAUCACCAGCUAAUCAAGGGCAUCUGUCCUUAAGCAUUGCAUAUCAUCGAUACAAGCAUGUGAACAAUAUGUCCCAAAAUGGAUGAAGAUACAUUUCCAAUUUCAUUUGUGUAUUUAAUUUUCAACACAGACUUAUUCAUUAAACUGUUUAAAUAUGGAUGGUUUUACAUAGACAGCUAUGCCUUUUAAAGUACUUGAUCAUUUAGACAUCCUUGCUCAAUGCUCAACAAGAAGCCGUAAACUUAAUUUUCAGCUACAUUUGCCUUGUAGAUUCAGUCAGCGUAAAAGUCUUUAAAAUGGUUGAUUUUUGAAAAUUAAUUACUUUUUUUAUAAUCUGGAAUAUGCUUUUUUUUUCAAUUCAUGGAUUAAUGUGCAACAUUCUGACUACAUUCCAAAAAAUCAAAAUGCAGAACCAUUUUACAGUUGCAUUGUUGUGCACCUAGUUUUCAAAGUGCAUAUUGUGUGUCCACUGAUUCUGAAGUGCCAAAAUUUCUCAAAGGACCUGACUGGAAUAUUAGCAGUUAGCAGCUCUUUAAUCUGUUGGUAUGGUACAUAUGAUACAUUAAAUAGCAAAGACUGUAAACCCGAAAUAUACUGACAGUUCUACAAGAAAAAAAGUUAAUAUAAGAUUAUUCUAGACAUGAAAUUAUAGUUGUAGUUAAGUUACUUACUGACAGUUACUUAACAUGAGGUUACUAGCUAGCAGCAUUUGGCAAAGGUAUGUGACAUCUGUUGAUCUUAAAUUUUCUGAUACUGGAAAAAUAGGAAAAGCUAUACUGGAUUGUCAAUCCUGAAAGUGUUGAAAAAAUCAAUUUUACUUUUGAAAACUUGCUCAGUAAAGGUGUCUUAGAUGAUGACUACAUUUGAGGUAAUGAGAAAAUUAUUUUUGGCCAAACUGUUCCUUUGAAUAAACGGUAUAUUCUUGGAAUUGUGCAGAUUUCAUUUUCCUAUUUAUAAAUACUGACUGCAAUCCUACUGUAUUUAGAACAGAUCAAAUCAUUUUUGUGUGCAGAGCUCUUUGAGAAAAACUACAUCAUUUACAAAAUGAAAACGUUUCAUUAUUCUUUUUUUUAUGCAGCUGCUUAUGUAAUGGUAAUACAUUUUUAAGGUUUUGUUUUUUUUGCUAAUGCUAAUGGAUCAUCAAAAAAAAUAAACAGACAAAAAUCUAAGUUUUAUUGUAGUCUAAUGGAGUAAACUAUGUUUACUGUAGCCAACUUUCUGAAAGUAAACACAUGCUCCAUUAAUGCAUUCAAUGAACAGCUGUAUAUAGUACAUGCAUCAUGUUUGUGCAUAAAGUAUACAUUGUAAUGUACAAGGAUUAUUGCUGUAUUAUUGCUAAUUGUUGACAGCUUUUAAAUUUAAUGCAUUGUUCCAAUGCCUUUGUGACAAUCUAACAAAUUGCACUUGUACUUAUAAACAUUGCUUGUGUUUAUGUGGUACUUCUGUUGUCAUAAUGAGCAGUUUUUCUGUCUGUUACAUUAAAGGACCUAAGAAUAAAAAAAUAGAUUGUU
Ictalurus punctatus (channel catfish) is the source of this 4151-nucleotide messenger RNA. It is a transcript of the gene armh4, whose product is annotated as armadillo like helical domain containing 4. The transcript is spliced from 8 exons. NCBI's taxonomy places the organism in Eukaryota, Metazoa, Chordata, Actinopteri, Siluriformes, Ictaluridae. The coding region runs from base 282 to 2216 and encodes 644 amino acids. The record is from RefSeq and is a predicted model, not a curated record.